Molecule: messenger RNA, 2556 nt
Organism: Angiostrongylus costaricensis
Lineage: Eukaryota; Metazoa; Nematoda; Chromadorea; Rhabditida; Metastrongylidae
Source: the annotation of a GenBank genome assembly
AUGGAGAGAAAGCAUCUUGAAGAUGCUUCGCUUUAUCGGCCAUCAUCUGAAAACGUAUUCAAAAGGGUUGCACCAAAAGUUGAACAACGAAUUCCGCUUCUAUUGUCAACGAAGAAUUCGAGCGAAGAAAGGAGGCAGUCAAAAGCUGAAACGACACCACGUAGCCCACUAAUGACGGUAGCGAAAACGGUGAAAAAUAAGUUUUCGAAGCUGACUAGAAUAGGCAGACAUGAGCAAGAUAUCUCGAUGAAAGGCAGUCAAAGCUUCUCGGGGAUCCGACAGCUAAAAAGUGCGAUUCCUAAACGCAUAGAUCAAAAUGCAAAUCGGGUUAUAAAGUCCUCAUCAAUGGAAGUGCCAUCCACCAGUCAGGAGACCUCUGGAUCAUCUGGAACUAAACGUAUGGUUGUGAUCCCACAAAAUCCUAAACAUCUGGAAGAUUUCUCAGAAGAAUCAUCUUUGGCCGAGACGGUCGUUCAGAAAAACACCAGUGGCAUUGUCGCGGAAGAGCCCGAGGAGCCACCGAAGUCACAGGAGCCGAAGCAAUCCCUUUCAGUCACUUUGAGCGAGGACGUACUUGUCAUUACUCAGGAACUUCCUCUUUCCGUUCAAUGUGAUGAACGAACGGACAUCAUCGACUCAAAUGGGAAGACUCAAAGGAUCCAUGAGAAAGCUACGGCGUUCGGAGAACAUCGAAUAAAAAAUGUUCAAGUGUCGAAAGAGACCCGAAACGUGUCGCCUUCUCGAAAACAACACACAUUUACCCUUGGGGAGAAGAUUCCUGACACAUCCAGUGAGCUAAAGGCAACAGAAUCCCAAAAGAGUAAUGAGAAGAUAGAAAUGAAAUCCGCGUUGGACAAGAUGGGACCAGCACCAAGAUUCAUUAUGACGAUAAAAACUCCCGAGCCGAUGAGGAAGCACCAGACCUUUUUUAUCGGUUUGGCUGAUGCUCCAGUGACUGGCACUGUUGCAGUCUCUUCUCCCGAAAAGAAGAAGAAGAAGAAAACGAAAAUCGUCAAACAACGUUCGAUGCCUGAAGCAUCUGUUUCUCCGGAGAGGUACGUGAUGAGAAUGAAAACUCCGGAGACACUAAGGAGACAUCACACAUUUACUAUUAGAGAACGGUCAAGAAGUCCUGAUGUACCAUACAUCGAAGAGGGUGAAAUCACAGAACCUGUAGCCACUGUUGGAAUGACCGCGACAAAAAAGGAGACCACAAAAGAAAAAGAGGGGAAGCGACCUAACGAAAAGGAGAGUACCAACGAAAAGUCGACAGUAAGCGUGAAAACACCGUCCGCACUGCGAAAAUUGAAGACUUACAUAGCAGAAGAAAAGCCGAAGCUGAAGACUGUGUCGAGCUCGAAAAGUGCCGACACUUUUUUGUCUUCGAAGACGAGUAAUUCUGAACAUUCACAAAUUGUUAAACGUACUGCAAAGCCUCAGAUAUUUUUGCAAUCAAAGAAAAUGCAGAAAGCAAUGGAGAACAAUGAGUCCGAGCGUGCAAGCGAUUACGUGAAAAAGUUUACUCCAACCACCGCUGUCGUGCCAGUGACGAAUACUAGGUUGCAAGCACUUUUGACCAGGGAAACGAAGGUCACUGAUCAACCGGAGACUAUGAGAACGAUGGAGCAGAUGGAAACGGUUGUAGAUCUGGAGAGAGAAAAAGAAAUUCUUGAGAACCUGCCUCUGAAGACUGCGGAAAUGUACAUGCUAACAAUGAUGACUCCUACACUAGAAAGAAAGGAGACAAAUGUAGAGCGAAGUAUCGAUGAAGAACCACCGGAGAGGUCAUCGUCUCCCGAAAACGUCAGUCUUCUUGUCAUGGGAAGACGAUCACAUUCAAGAAAUUGUCAAAAUUCUGGAGAGAAGAAUUCCGUUGAAACAGAAGCCUCCCGAUACGCCGUGGUCCGGCCACAUAGGGGAAAAAUCGAAUUCGAUAGAAAAGAACAAAGUCAGUCUGACCGUGCAGAGCUAAUAGAGAGGAAGACCAGCGAGUUGUCGUGUGAGAUGACGUCUCCAGAAGAGGAAAUUCCGAUGGACACCCAUCUCACGCCUAGCGAAGAGCUCCACCGCGACGAUGCUCUAAUCACUCGAUCGAUUCAGCAUCUAUCGCUCGGUACCUCGUCAUACAACAGAGCACCAGAAGUGGCAUUCUCCGAUCUGCAUAUCUACGGAGCUAUCGAGACACUUCUGUUUCAACCUCCCAGUCCACCCAAGGAGGCAUUUAAACCGAUCACUUUAUCGAAAUCGACAUCACCAUUGAAAAUCAAAGGACAUUCCGACAAUGCGGUCGACGAGGCCAAAGACGAAAUGAAGAGGCUUCUGAACAGUCGCUCUAAAUUCGUUGAUCGAAAAGAGAAGCUUGAAGAGAGGGAGCGGCUGAAGCUGGAGAAACGCGAGAAGCAGAAUUCGCCACGGCCGCCGAAAGCGCCGAUCACAGCCAGGUUGGUGUGCGCAUGCCAUCGGCUGCGUGUCGGCAUGUUCGUCAUCUUCUACUUCCAAGACCAAUAUUCUAUUCUUGAGCGCUAUCCACGAAAACCUGUCUGCUACCCCAAAUAG